Melampsora larici-populina 98AG31 is the source of this 936-nucleotide messenger RNA. RefSeq lists its product as uncharacterized. Lineage: Eukaryota; Fungi; Basidiomycota; Pucciniomycetes; Pucciniales; Melampsoraceae. The coding region runs from base 1 to 936 and encodes 311 amino acids. The transcript has a single exon. The record is from RefSeq and is a predicted model, not a curated record.
AUGAUGAUUUCCUUUGAUCAUUGUGAUGCGCUUCCAUUGCCCAAGAAACACAAGAAACACCACAAGCACAAAAAAAACAAGAAUCAGACAUCAACCGAUACACCCAAAAAUGCUACCACAGGGUCGACAGGUAGCGAUUCCGUAGUACCAACGCCAGCUGGUAAAGACAAAAACGUGACCAAAGUACCCACAGGGAAUACUCAAGAUACUACUGUUACCCUUCCUGCAGGCCAAAAUGGAACCACAGUGCCAACCACUCAAGAUACUACUGUUACCCUUCCUGCAGGCCAAAAUGGAACCACAGUGCCAACCACUCAAGAUACUACUGUUACCCUUCCUGCAGGGCAAGAUGCAACCACAGUGCCAACCACUCAAGAUACUACUGUUACCCUUCCUGCAGUCCAAAAUGAAACCACAGUGCCAACCACUCAAGAUACUACUGUUACCCCUCCUGCAGUCCAAAAUGAAACCACAGUGCCAACCACUCAGGAUACUACUGUUACCCUUCCCGCAGUCCAAGACGCAACCACAGUGCCAACCACUCAAGAUACUACUGUCACUCCUCCUACAGUUCAAAAUGCAACCACAGUGCCAACAAAAGAUACUCAAGAUACCACUGUUACUCCAAAUCAAAAUGCAACCACAGUGCCAACAGGAGAUAAUCUAGAUACAGCUACUGUUACUCCUCCUACAGAGGAAAACAAGGAAAAUAAAGAAAAUAAAGAAAAUAAAGAAAAUAAAGAAAAUAAAGAAAAUAAGGAAAAUAAGGAAAAUAAAGGCAAGAAGAACAAGAAGAACAAGAAGAACAAGACAGAUAAGAAGGAUAAGAAAGACAAAAAGGAAGGAAAAACUCCACAAGGUCAAGGAGAUAAUGGAGAGCAGUCUGUUGUAAAGACCAACACGCUCAUUGCAAGCUUGGCAAGCAAAACUACCUAG